AUGCCAGUCGGUGCUGCACUUUGGCGCAAUUUACGCGCCCACCAGGUUUAUGGCGCCAAUACGGACGUGGGCAAGACAAUUGUCUCGACAGUCUUGUGCAAUGCCAUUCAACAGAAAAGCCAGGCAGCAUUUCUCAAGCCUGUGUCAACGGGGGCAUUAGAUGAUGCCGAUGACCACCACUUGAAACGCUAUGGGGCUGGCACAAUUGCCAAAUGUCUCUACCAAUUCGAUGAACCUGUGAGCCCACAUUUGGCAGCUAAAAAUAAACUUAUCCGAGAUGAGGAUCUGCUCGCCUCAAUACACAAGACGUUGUCGGGCUGGGCGCGGUCGGAUGUUGACUUUGCCUUGGUGGAGACGGCUGGCGGCGUACACUCCCCAGGCCCUAAUGGCAACUCGCAAGCAGACUUGUAUCGACCGCUUCGCUUGCCAAUUGUGCUGGUGGCAGACUCUCGUUUAGGGGGGAUUUCCUCUUCCAUCUCUGCUUAUGAGUCGCUGUUGCUUCGCGGCUACGAUGUUGCAUCGGUUCUCUUGUUCCGCGACAACUAUUAUAAAAACCAUGAGUAUCUGCGGGAAUACUUCCAGAAGAAGAGUAUUCCAUUGGUGUCGUUACCGGCGCCUCCAGCUCGGCCAUCCCAGCUGGAUGCCGAUGCCCGAGUGAGGGACGAAGAGGCCAUGCUCGACUAUUACCGGAAGUCGGCUAAAGAGUCGGAGAUCCUCCAUCUGCUGGAACAAAUGUCUGUUAAUAACACUCAGCGUGUUGAGCGUCUGGAAGAGAUGGCCGACCGUGCUCAUGAUCUGAUAUGGUACCCCUUUACCCAGCAUCAAGGGAUGACGGCCAAGGACAUUACCGUGAUCGACUCGGCACACGACGACUACUUCCAAACAUUGGACAACAGAUCAGAGAAAGCCGAGGGCGAACUGCGCCCGACAUUCGAUGGCUCCGCAUCCUGGUGGACUCAAGGAUUGGGCCAUGGUAACCCGGAACUGUCACUAUCGGCAGCCUACGCCGCCGGUCGGUAUGGACAUGUCAUGUUCGCUGGGGCCGUCCAUGAGCCAGCAUUGUCGCUUGCAGAUAAUUUGCUGCAAACUAUCGGAAACCCGCGGCUUGCCAAAGUCUUCUACACUGAUAAUGGAAGUACCGGGAUGGAAGUCGCGGUGAAGAUGGGCCUUCGCGCCUCCUGCGACCGCUAUGGCUGGGAUGCCAGCCAGGAACAGAUUGGCAUUCUCGGACUCAAGGGUAGCUAUCAUGGUGACACUAUCGGUGUGAUGGACUGCUCGGAGCCAUCGGUCUACAAUAAAAAGGUUGAGUGGUACCGUGGUCGUGGACAUUGGUUCGACUUCCCCCUGGUCAAGAUGGUCGGCGGGUCUUGGAAAGUUGAGAUUCCGGGCGAGCUGCAGGCAGACCUCGGCGAGAAUAUUAAUUUUACCUCGUUGGGUUCGGUCUUCGAUCUCAGCCAGCGACUGGAGUCUGCUACAGCCCAGCGUUACAAGCACUAUAUCCGUCAGACCAUCGAGGAUCUGGUGCAGCGUCAAGGAAUGAAGUUUGGGGCAUUGAUCCUGGAACCCAUUAUUCUUGGUGCAGGUGGAAUGCUUUUCUGUGAUCCCCUCUUCCAGAGAUGCCUAGUGGAUGUGGUCCGCGAACAUCCCGAGUUGUUCUCUACCGCUGCAGCAUCUCGGCAAUCUCCAUCGUGGUCUGGCUUACCAGUUAUCUUCGACGAGGUCUUCACCGGUCUAUACCGUCUCGGCCGUCCAACAUCCGCAUCUUUCUUGGACGUGCACCCCGACAUUGCCGUGAACGCCAAACUUCUCACCGGCGGGCUCAUUCCGCUCUGCACUACUGUGGCAAGUGAGGAGAUCUUUGAUGCAUUCUCGAGCCCAGAGAAGAGCGACGCUCUCUUGCAUGGUCACAGUUACACUGCCCAUGCUGUUGGCUGCACGGUUGCUGUGGAUUCCUUGAAGACCAUGGCUAAACUGCACACGGAUGGAUCAUGGGAUUCAUACCGCGAUGACUGGCGAAGUAACUCGUCGAGUUCUGCGGCUUCGACUCCGGAUGUGUGGAGUGUCUGGUCGCACAGUCUGCUUCAGGAUCUGUCCUGUGCGGACUCGGUGGAGAGUGUGUUUGCCAUUGGAACUGUGCUUAGUAUUUCGCUUCGUGAUGCGGAUGGUGGAGGCUAUACUUCUAACGUUGCUAAGGGACUACAGCAGACGCUGGCUGUUGGCAGUGAUCAGUUCAACGUUCACUCACGCGUUCUUGGAAACGUUCUUUAUUUGAUGUCCAGUGUGACGUCGAAACCCGAGUCACUUCGAGAGUUGGAGAGGCUUCUCCGCUCGGCGUUGGUCUAA
This is a messenger RNA of Penicillium bovifimosum, 2343 nucleotides long. RefSeq names its product adenosylmethionine-8-amino-7-oxononanoate aminotransferase (gene bioDA). Lineage: Eukaryota; Fungi; Ascomycota; Eurotiomycetes; Eurotiales; Aspergillaceae. Gene Ontology annotation, cellular component: mitochondrion. The transcript is spliced from 5 exons. The record is from RefSeq and is a predicted model, not a curated record. Gene Ontology annotation, biological process: biotin biosynthetic process. Gene Ontology annotation, molecular function: dethiobiotin synthase activity; ATP binding; magnesium ion binding. The coding region runs from base 1 to 2343 and encodes 780 amino acids.